This is a messenger RNA of Strigops habroptila (Kakapo), 2372 nucleotides long. RefSeq names its product family with sequence similarity 181 member B (gene FAM181B). The record is from RefSeq and is a predicted model, not a curated record. The transcript has a single exon. Lineage: Eukaryota; Metazoa; Chordata; Aves; Psittaciformes; Psittacidae. The coding region runs from base 49 to 1125 and encodes 358 amino acids.
GCCCGCCUGGCGCAGCCCAGCGGAGCUCGGGGCGCCGGCGCCCCGGCCAUGGCCGUGCCCGCCGCGCUGCUCAGCCCCCAUCACCUCCUCUCCUUCUGCUUCCCCGCCGCCGGCGGCCUCCUGGGCUAUGCCGACCUGGAGAAGGGCUACGAGGGCGGCGGCGACGCCGGGGACUUUAAAGAAGCCACCAGGGACCUGCUGAGCUUCAUCGACUCGGCCUCCAGCAACAUCAAGCUGGCGCUGGACAAGCCGGUGAAGUCCAAGCGGAAGGUGAACCAUCGCAAGUACCUGCAGAAGCAGAUCAAGCGCUGCACCGGCAUCAUCGCCGCAGCCCCGCCGCCGCCUCCCGCUCCUCCACCGCCCUCCGCUUCCUCCCCGCCCGCCCCUUGCCCCGCCAAGCCCCCGCCGCGCCGGGAGGGCUCGCAGGCGGCCAGCAGCCUCCAGAGCAAGAGCCUGGCCGCGCUCUUCGGGUCGCUGCAGCACGGCCCCGGGCCGGCGGGCGGCGGAGAAGCGGCGGGAGGCGGCGGCGGGGCUGCGGGAGGCGGCGGCGGGGCGGCGGCGGGCGGCCCGCGGAAGGUGCCGCUGCGGGACCGCAACCUGCCGCCCUCCUUCUUCACGGAGCCGGCGCUUCCCGCCGCCGCCCGCGGGCCGCUACCGGGCGCUAAGGAGCCGGAGAAGGGCGGCGGGGAAGCGGCUGAGUUCUUCGAGCUGCUUGGCCCCGAGUACAGCGCGCUGCUGCCCGAGCACGCCGCCCCGCAGGACGCCUUCCCCGGCGGCGCGGCCGCCCGCCUGCCCGCCGAGCUGGGCCUGGAGCACGGCCUCUACGACGCGCCGCUGCCGCUGCCCAGCGCCCAUCACCCGCUGCUGGGCGGGCUGCUCUACCCCGAGCCCUGGAGCCCGCCCGGGCCAUGCAGCCCGGGCAAGAAGGCGCCGUCGGAAGCGCUGCGCCCGCUGUACCCCGGCGGCGGGGAGCCGGCCCCCGGCGGCGGCGGCAGCAACGAGGAGCCCAGCGGGCACCUCGCGGCGGGGUUCGCUCCCUUCUUCCCCGAGUGCCCGCUGCCCCCGCCGCAGGUGCCCUACGAGUACAGCGCCGGCUUCCACCGCGCCGCCUUCCCCGGGAUGUAGGGCCGCAACGGGGCACGGGGGGGGACGGGGAACAGGGACCAGAUCUCCCGCAGCCCCCCGGCCCGAACCCGCGGCUCCCGCAGGAUUCACGCCGCGAGCCGCCUCCCCUGCGUUUUGGGGCCGCUGCGAAUAAAAUGUGAGAUGAUGGGUUCCUUCAGGUGUUUUUAUAGCGGUGACCGCCUCUCAUCAGCCCUCCUCGGGGGUCGGGGUUUGUCCGGCUGCAGGCAGACGCGGCUCGGUGUACGUGGCUUAUGCGACGUUGCAACGGGGGCAGCCGUGACCUCUUGUCCAUGAUUUCCGUCUCCCAAGUAACACUCGGCCACCUCUUGCGGUGCAUUUAGCGUUUUUCCCAGGCUCACCAGUGCUGGUGGAUGUUCAUCCGAGGACACAAAGGCGAAGAAAAGAGAUAUUACAGUGAAGCAAUGCUGCUACCAAAACUCAGCGUCCUGAGGUUGAACAGUGUCUUGCAGGAUCUUGCAGACAGCAAUUUACAGCGAUACUGAAGCGAUGGUGUAUGUUGGGGACAGAACUGUACUGUACUGCGGCGACGUGAUUCCUACAGACCGCUGGAUUCCUUCCAGGAAUGUGUCAGAGCUCGGAAAGCGCCGCGGCUCGGUCUCAUUGUGUACAGGAGAUUAUUUGAUAAUCAUUUAAGUUAUGUAAAAGAGUCUAUGAUAGGUCCUAUAAAAAUAAAGCUACACGAUAGAUCUGAGCUCUGUGGUUGUUAGUGCCGCUGACACGCAGCGUUCGAGGGGCUCUGUAAUGGUUUCUUGGCAGGAGUUGUGAGGGGCAGUGGGUUUUGUCUCCCCUGAAUCAUUUGGAAUGCCGCGGUUUAUCCGCUGUGCCCUGUGCUUGUUUGUACCGGCUGUUUCUUUAACGCGUUAGAAAGAAAGGAACGAGCCUCCGCUACAAAGCCAAGGGAUGAAAACUGUUACAGUUAUGGAAACAGAUCAAAAUGCUCGAGGUUUCCUAUUGAGCCGCAAUCCCGCGGCCUGGCUCCCCGCCAGUCCCGAAUGGAUUGUUUGUUUUUGAAACGGGAUCCACACGGGGAUCAGCCUGAGGCUUUCCCCUCUGCGGUGACAAAUCCUCAUGCCUCUAUCUCUUAGAACACAUUGUGAAAGGUAAAACGGUUUUCUUCAUUCAUCAACCCAGAUUUAACUAAUCAGAGGCCUGGGGUCAGCAUAUUGGGGUGUGUGGAGAGGGGAAGCGAGAUUAUUGGCAAUAAACCAUGAGAUAAUUUGUAUUGG